This is a messenger RNA of Nicotiana tabacum (common tobacco), 939 nucleotides long. RefSeq lists its product as uncharacterized. The record is from RefSeq and is a predicted model, not a curated record. NCBI's taxonomy places the organism in Eukaryota, Viridiplantae, Streptophyta, Magnoliopsida, Solanales, Solanaceae.
GAGAGAAGAAACGUCAACCACAUGAAAGAUGAAACAUAAAACAAAAACAAAGAAAAGAUUAGUCGGAAAAUUAUUCCCCCUCAAUUCAAUGGAACAAAGCCUUCUUCAAUGGCUAACUCAUCCAUCAAUCUCCAACAAUUCAACCAAACUGUAAUAUCCUUGUCUAACUUCACAAACUUAUCUUCACUCUCUUUUCCGGCCUACUCAAAGGUUCAUCUCCAUAAACAUCAUCAAUUCAAGAAGAUCAACACCACGUUAUAUCAUUUCCGUCUAUUUUCUCGAAGAAGUUUUUUGGAAUACGAAGAUGAAGAUGAUCUAAACUCAGAUAAUUACAGUUUCCAAGAAGCUGUAGCACUUUUUAAUAGCAGAGAUUAUUACAGAUGUCAUGACGUCCUUGAAGCCCUUUGGAACCAAUCCCAAGAGCCAAUUCGAACUCUACUUCAUGGAAUUCUUCAAUGUGCAGUUGGAUUCCAUCACCUUUUCAACCAAAAUCACAAAGGAGCUAUGAUGGAAUUGGGAGAAGGGCUAUGCAAGCUUAGAAAAUUUAACUUUGAAAAUGGACCAUUUCAUGAGUUUGAGAAAGAAAUUUCAGAAGUUUUGGAUUUCAUAUAUAGAACACAACUAGAACUUGCUGCAUGUGGUGAUGAUAUUUGUGUAACUCUUGAUCAAUCAGAAAGAUCGUAUCAACUUCUUGGUGGCUAUGCAGCAGGCCAAAAACUUUAUAGCUUGGAAAAUGACCAAGAUUAUUAUUACCUUGUUUUUUCUUCUGGAAGAUAUCAUGGUAAUAUAGAAUAUCUUAGGAUAAAACUUCCAACAAUUGAUGCUUCUGAAGGAAAUUUGAAGGAGUUGGAGUAUAUUUGACAACAGUGACAAAUGCAGGAUUUUUUUAUAAGUUGUAUCGACCUAUUAUUAAAUGAGUUGGAGGGUUUUAAGAUUUUA